CAUAAGAAGCUUUUAAGGCAACCAAAUGCCUGUGCAACAUUUCUGCACAACAUUGCAAGCUGCUGCACAGUCCUUGCCUUAAGGAGCAGCUUAGUUCUUCAAGGUAAGUGAGAACCAGACUAUACCAUAUACAGAUUAUUUUUUCUUGUGUGUGCAUUGGGCUAUCUGCUGUGUGUCUCCGAUGUACACGCUUUAUGAUGCUGCCUGUAUAAUUUCAAUGAGGUGCAAUCUAGAGUUGUAAGGAUUUAGACCUACAGUCUAAACUGCAAAUGAAACCAGUUUAACUGAAGAACUUGGGUGGAAAUUAAAUGCGUCUUAUCUUAUCGAGUUAAACUUACUCAAUGGGUUAAGGCUUUCAAUGGUUCUCAGAAUGCUGAUUACUUUACUGAAGUAUGGCAUCCAUUUAUAACCUCCUCAAAUGAAAACAAUGUCAUCUUGGACCCACCGCAUACACUUGGUUGGUUAUGGAGCAAUGAGCUUCAUGGUUGAAGCUGUCUUGUCCUAACUGAACGGGGAGGGGGUAAUUUGUUAUUAUUGAGUGGAUUUAAUUUUGUAGCAUGCAUUUACAAAAACAACAGAUAUUUCUGUGUCAAAAAUAUAACUGAAAUUGAACUUAAACAAUAUACUAGGAGAAGGAAAGAUCGAGGAACUAUAAUAUGCUGCCUUCAUAGAUACUGUAAUUGACCAAAUCCACCCUUAAUUUCAUAUAGAUGUAAUAGGUCACAUACACAGCAAUCGUUGACUAACUCUGUGCAGUAAGACAUGCACGAAGAUUUAUUCUCUCCAAUAUUUUCCUGUUGUGCCUAAAAGCAGAGUAAUAGUAGGUGUACAAUACUAUUGCAUUUCUAGUCAGCGCCACACAAGCUGUGCAGACGAUGUUUUUGAGUGUCCUUUCCUCUGCACACUCUUCCUAUGCAGAGAUCCAUUAUCUCUAGGAAGAGUAGCUGUAGGCAAUGGGUGUGAAUAGCUGGGCAACAUCCCUCUAACUGUAAAAAAGGGGGGGAAUGUUAUAAAGAAAUAGUUUAAUAACCUGAAACUCCAAAAUAAAAAGAGCAGAACUUCUCUGCUGUUAUUCAGAAAGUUGUCAGGAACAUUUUGUAAUUCUCCUCCCCCUCACCCCCGCCACCAAGAAACCCCCAUUGCUGUUUGGUUCUGUGCCUUUCUUAAAUAGAAUAAAUAACCUCUCUUCUGUUUCCCUGAAACCACUGCCAUUUUCUCUCUUAACUAACAGCCUUCCAACUUAUACUUGAAGCAUAAUGUUCAACUGUUUCCUAAGCCCUGUAAACAUCUGUAGGAUGAAAGAGAACAAACAAUCCGUUAUGUAUUCUCUGAUGUCAAACUUUGUGGCACUUCUUGUUUCUUGCCAUUUGUAUAUUAACAUAAGCUGUGAUCAGAAUGAUCACCUAAAUUUCUAUUUAAAGAUGAACAUGGAAGGAUUUUGGCUAUUGAGAUACAAUAUCAAGGAGAGAAACUGCUGAUAUUAGGAAUUUAUGCGCCUAAUGAAGGGAAAUCGGAAUUCUACAAGAAGUUGCAGGGGACAAUGCUGGAUCAUCUGGAUUACAACAACAUCAUAAUGAUGGGAGACAUGAACGGGUCGUGUCAACUAACAUGGACAAGUCGCAAAGUCAAAACAUCACAAAAGAUGGCAGACUACCUAAAACCUUUUUGAAAUGACUGACAAUAUGGACUUGAUCGACAUUUGGAGAACAAAAAACCCACUAGGUAGAGAAGGAACAUUCUUUUCUGAAGCCCAACUGACUUGGACAAGAAUCGACCAAAUAUGGAUCUCUAGAGGCCUGGCACCUAGGGUUAGAAAAGUGGAAAUCUGCCCAAAGACCUGUUCUGACCACAAUGCAGUAAAGAUGGAUAUGACACUACUACCAACUGGAUCCUUUAGAUGGAAGAUGAAUGACAAUUUGUUUAGAGAUCAGGAAAUUACCAAGAAGGCCCAAAAAGUUUUGAAAGAUUAUUUUGAGAUAAAUAUGAACAAUUCGGUGGAAAAAGAAUCGUCUGGGACGCAAGCAAAGCUGUCAUGAGGGGAUUCCUGAUACAACAGAAUGUAGUAAAGAAAAAAACACAAAAUGAGAAAAAAGACAAGAUUUUGGAUAAAAUAAAAGAAUUAGAGAAGAAAUUAAGAGUGAAUCCAAAGUCACAGCCAACUCUGAGAGAAAUUAAACUGUAUCAAACACAGUAUUCUAAAUUGAUAAAUCAGGAAAUUGAAUGGACGAUCAUAUUAAUGAAAGCACCAGCGUGUGAGUCGGCGAAUAAAUGUGGAAAACUGCUAUCCUGGCAGUUGAAGAGAAGACAAAGAUUAAACACGGUUACAAAUUUAGAGGUUGAUGGAAGAAACAUUCAGAAUCCAGUGGACAUUAGAAAGUGUUUCCAGAGAUAUUUUAAAAAUUAUAUACCCAAGGGCCGCAAGACGAAGUUGAGAUUAAACAAUUUUUGCCAAAAAUGGAUUAUCUAAACUGUCACAAGAAAAUAGGACAAUCCUGAACUCUAAAAUAACACGACAGGAGAUUGAACAAGCUAUUCAGAACAUGCAACUUGGCAAAUCUCCAGGGCCAGACGGGCUGACCUCCAAGUAUUACAAGACACUAAAAGACUAUUUGAUACAACCUUUGAUGGAGGUUAGCAAUGAAAUUAUGGAGGGGAGAGGGCACCGGAUUCGUGGAAGGAAGCGUUUAUCACAUUGAUACCAAAGUCAGAAACUGAAAAGACACAACUGAAGAACUACCGUCCCAUCUCCCUUUUAAAUGUGGAUUACAAAAUAUUUGCAGAUAUUUUGGCAAGUAGAUUUAAAAAGUUUUAAAUGAAGUAAUUCAUAAGGACCAGGCCGGUUUUCUCCCAGGUAGACAUUUGUUUGCUAACACAAGGAACAUCAUUGAUAUUUUGGAACUUCUCCAAACUGACAUAAAUACAAAAGCUGUUUUAAUUUUUAUAGAUGCGGAGAAGGCCUUUGAUAAUAUUUCUUGGAAAUUUAUGAUGGGAAACUUAAAAGAGAUGGGAGUGGGACGGGGUUUUGAGAAUGGGAUUGAGGCGAUAUAUUCAGAACAGAAAGCAAAACUGAUAGUUAAUAAUGUGGUUACAGAAGAGUUCAAAAUUGAAAAAGGGACACGACAAGGUUGCCCUAUUUCCCCUUUGUUAUUUAUUUCGGUCCUGGAGGUGCUAUUGAACAUGAUCAGAGGGGACCAGCUGGUGGAAGGAAUUCAGGUUGGUCAGAAACAAUAUAAAUUAAAAGCUUUUGCAGAUGACCUGGUUUUGACCUUGCAGAAGCCAGAGCCUAGUACGAAAAGAGUAUUACAAUUGAUUAAUGAUUUUGGUCGGGUGGCGGGAUUUAAAUUAAACAAACAGAAAACUAAGGUUUUGGGGAAAAAUCUGACUGAGACAGAGUCAGAACGGUUUCAGAAUGAGACGGAACUUAAUGUGGUUAAAAAGUAAAAUACCUAGGGGUAAACAUAACAGCAAAAAAUCUAAGUCUAUUUAAGGAUAAUUAUGAAAAAUGUUGGACAGAAAUUAAGAGAGACUUAGACAGUUGGUCAAAAUUGAAACUUUCUUUGUUAGGCCGAAUUGCUGCGAUUAAGAUGAAUGUAUUGCCAAGAAUGUUGUUUUUAUUUCAAACACUGCAGGUAUUGGACAAAAUGGGGUGCUUUCAGAAGUGGCAGAGAGACAUUUCGAAGUUUGUCUGGCAGGGCAAAAAGCCCAGAAUUAAGUUUAAGAUACUAACCGAUGCAAAACAAAGAGGGGCUUUGCCCUGCCGGACUUAAAGUUGUACUAUGAAGCCGCAGCGUUCUGCUGGCUAAAAGACUGGCUACUUCUUGAAGACACUGAUGUGUUAGAUUUGGAGGGGUUUAACAAUGUUUUUGGAUGGCAUGCAUAUUUAUGGUAUGACAAAGUUAAAGCAAAUAAGGCCUUUAAGAACCAUAUUGUUAGAAAAUCACUGUUUAAUGUCUGGACAAAAUAUAAAGACUUGCUGGAAAAUAAAACACCAAGGUGGCUUUCACCUUUGGAAGCUAAGGCCCGAAAAGACCCAAUAUGGAGGCCAAAUGGCCAAAAUAUUGGGAAAUACUAGAAAAGAUGGAGACAAUUGGAAAUUGCAGAGCUUGGAGAAAAUGAAAGACAAAGUGCGAGAUUGGUUACACUAUGCUCAGAUUAAAGAAGUUUUUAAAAGUGAUAAGAAACUAGGGUUCCAGGUGGAGAAAUCGAAAUUAGAAACAGAAUUGUUAGAACCAAAGACUAAGAUACUUUCAAGGAUGUAUAACUUGCUGUUGGAAUGGAAUACACAAGAUGAAAUGGUUAAAUCGGCUAUGAUAAGGUGGGCACAGGAUAUUGGGUAUAAUAUUAUGUUUGAGGACUGGGAAAGGCUGUGGAGUAAUGGAUUGAAAUUUACUGCAUGUAAUGCUUUGAAAGAAAAUGUAAUGAAAAUGAUUUAUAGAUGGUAUAUGACCCCAGUCAAACUCGCAAAAAUUUACCACCUGUCUGAUAACAAGUGCUGGAAAUGCAAAGAGUGUGAAGGAACGUUCUUUCACCUCUGGUGGACAUGCCCUAAAGUGAAGGCGUUCUGGGAAAUGAUUUAUAAUGAAUUGAAAAAGGUAUUUAAAUAUACUUUCACUAAGAAACCAGAGGCUUUCCUUUUGGGUAUUGUCAGCCAAGGGGUGGCAAAGAAGGACCAGACAUUUUUAUGUACGCAACAACAGCAGCAAGGAUACUACUCGCAAAACAUUGGAAAACCCAAGAUCUACCCACACUGGAAGAAUGGCAGAUGCAACUGAUAGACUAUAUGCAACUGGCUGAAAUGACUGGCAGAAUCCGUGACCUGGGAGAAGAGAGAAUCGAGGAGGAUUGGAAGAAAUUUAAGAACUACCUACAAAAACAUUGUGAUUUGAUUGAAUGCUGAAUAAGAUGCUGGACUAAAUAACUGAGCACCACUUAACUUAGAAAUUUUUAAGGAAACAAGAAAAAUUGUGAAAGUUUAACUCUUUAUGAGAACUUUAAGAUUAUGAAAUAUCGAAGAGAUAUAAGAAUUUAAAUAAGAUGAUAAAUUGCUGACAAAAUGUUAUAAUGAUGAAGGUGGGAGCGGGAGAUGUGAGGAAGUCCAAAGAAAAUGUGAAAAUAUGUUAAGACGAAUGCUAUAUUGUUUAUUACAUUUAUUCUUAUUGUAAAACCCAAUAAACUGCUUUAAAAAAAAAAAAAAAAAAAAAAAAAUAUCAGAAUGAGAAAGAAAAGUAAGUAUGUGGGUAGGUAUUCUCAGAUAAUAUGCAGCCUACUCGCCUCCGACAUUACUUUCCUCGGCUUUUUCUACUUUCCUUUUUUCUAGAUCCAUAGAACCUUUCAGGGCAAGGGCUGUAGUUCAGUGAUAGAGCACAUGCUUUGCCAUGCUAAACUUCUAUGAUUUUCCUUUUUAAGGGGGCUGCAAAUGCUUCCCCCCUCCCAGAAUCAAAUGAGCACUAAACUUGUGCUCCAUUACAUUCCAUUAGUUUUCAAAAAGUGGCUUGUGAAAGCUCAAAUUUAAUGUGCAAAAUAACAAGGAAAUGUCAGGAAAUCAGAAUCAGCUGCAGUAUGAAUGCAGGCAAAGCUUCACAAACCCCAUCCCACUCUGGAAUUAGCGUGCAUUUAAUGACCUAGAAUUUAUCCCAAUCUGGCUGAUGUUUCUUAUCUCCCUAGUAGCUGGUAAUGGUUCCAGUUGUACUUUACACACUUAUGUCACUUGCUGUUUGCUUCUGUUAUACCAUUUCCUUACCUGCCACAUUGUGCUUCAUGCUAGCUCUUUCUCUUUUCCAGUUCUAGAGGAUGUUAUCAGAAGGGUACCUCUGUAUAAUUCCUUAUCAUGAUCUCAUGAAUUACAAAAUCGCUUGCAACCAAGGAGAAGAGACAGUACAUGAGAUGAGGUCUUUGAAUGGCAUCACCUAUGAAUCAACAGAGGAAACACAGGACAGAAAUCUCUUUUGGAGAUGUAAGUCUGUUGGCAAGUUCAUCUUCUCUGUUUGUUCCAAUGAAAACAGAAACAAUAGAAGGCAGAUGGAUACACAGACUCCAAAUCCAGUAUUGGAAAGGCAAAUAUCUCCAGCUGUGGAAAUCUGUACAGGACCUGCUAUCAACAGAGACACUUACCUAGUUCCACCUUCUUGUAAAAGCAUUUGCAAGAAUUACAAUGACCUGCAUAUUGCUGGUGACCAGGUACUGCCUAUGAGUUCAGUUAAAACAGAUUUUACCUAUGACAGUGGGAUAGGUCCAUUCCUGGAGUCAUCAGAGAUCCCACCACCAAUGGAAUCCAUAUCAAUGCCACCUGCUGAGGUCCCUCGCAAGCCAACCAAUAGGUAUUCUUCAUGCUGGAGAGUGGCCAGCAUCAUGCAACACCAGCAACCCCUCUCAAAUUCACUACUGAAUAACUACUUGGAGGAGAAGGUGGUGGAGCUGUACAAGCAGUAUAUCAUGGAUGGCAUGGGUAGCAGUUCAUCCCCUACUCAGAUCUUGGCAUCAGAAUUCAUAAUGACCAAUGUAGAUCAAAUCAGCAUGAAGCUAUCACAAGAAAGGAACAUGAAGACCACCCAAGCCAAGGAUAUGGUUAUUAACUGCCUAUUGCGACUAGCCAGUGGGAAAAUCUCCACUGAAAUGAGCACUCCUAGUCUUCACAUUUCCCAGUUUAGCACUGUGACUAAAUAAAUAAAGCCUGCACCUAGACAUUUCUGAGUCACCUUUGUUAAAAGUCAGUUUCGUUUCAGUAAGGUGAAGUCCCUUGGAUAUGGUCAGAGCACCAAAUACUAACUAUUAUAUAGGCGAACUCCUGGAAGAAGGCUUGGUUUGUAAACCAUACAGAAACCUUAGAUGCCUCCCCCUCCCCAAUGUAAAUGAUUCAUGCUUCCUUCCAAUAAUCCUACUUCCACAUUUCCACAUUUUAUUAACCCAAAUGUGGUUGUUGUCCCAUUGCAUCACACUGUUUUGUAUCCUAAUGAGAAGGAACAUUGGCCCUGUUGCCUUGGCAAUGGGGACCAUUUUGUGUCCACCUCCCCUCACCAAGCAGCAGCAGGUUGGAGGAAUAGUGGCUUCAAACAGGCAUGAAGAAGAGAGUUGUUUCCCCAUUGGAAGAUUUUGCAAUUAAAAAUUAAACCUCAUGGGAAUUCAGCACAGUACUAAUUCUAAAUAUCCCUUUCAGUGUAUAAUUAUUUUCCUCCCUUCACAAUACCUUGAGCCUCCAAGUGCAUUUCUACCCCCUUCUUGGUUUUAAUGUAUCUAUGUGGUAUUUUUGUCUGUCUGCUUGGGUGGCUUUGGUUUGCCCUGGGCAAUAUAAAAUGACUAACAAAUUUAAUAAACCAACCAACAAACAAAUAAACCAUUGUGUAGAUGACUGUGUGUCUGCCCAGGUGGUAUAGGACUGCAUGACACCUUUAUCCCAGUGCCUACUCUGUCCUUGCUUCUCCCAUCACACUUUGAGAACUCCAGAAAUUGCCAGAGGGUCCUACAGAGCAUCUGUGGACCCUGAUUGCUUGAACUCCUGAUUCUGCCUGAGACAGCUUUUCCAAAAAUGAUGGCAUUCCCUUGCCCACUCUCUUGUUUACAUUCCUAUUACUUGUAUUCUCUCCCCCUGUUUCCCUGUGGAAUUCCUGGUCCCUCGUGUUCCUUAGCCACUCUUCCUUAUUGCAACUAAAGCGAACAUAUGUCUAAUUGAAAUGACCACAUAUUGUCCCCUUGCCUCCCUACCUCUACCUCCUUUUCUCUUCCAUUUUAGACCAUAAGCUCUCCCCACCCCACUGUGUCAUAUCUGAUGAUAAGGACUGGUGGUAACUGGUUUGACUUGACUUGAAACUUUGCAUUGCACAGGGUAUCAAUUGUCAUAGGUCUUUGCCACUUGAACAAAAAGAGAAACUUGAUUAGUUUUCAUUUUUUAUUAUGUCAUCAACAAAUAAACUCUUAUCACUAGUGGUCCAGUGAAUGGAAUGAAAAUGUGGUUGCGUUGAAGCUCAGAUAGUUAUG
This is a messenger RNA of Podarcis lilfordi (Lilford's wall lizard), 7971 nucleotides long. The record is from the annotation of a GenBank genome assembly. NCBI's taxonomy places the organism in Eukaryota, Metazoa, Chordata, Lepidosauria, Squamata, Lacertidae.